AUUAGUGGCUCUGGUUUGUCCCGGUUCUUCGUCUUUUUGGAUCAGUGGGUGUUUUGUUCCUGGACCAGCUGUGCUCUGUUGGCUCUGCUGCCUGACCUCGUUGCUGAUGUGUGUUCAGCUCCUCUGUGACCAGGCGUCGGUGAAGACGUCCGACAGACACAUGAAGAUGACUCUGUAAGUACGUACAACCACGGUUUGGGUUCGCUUACAGGAUUUUGACAUCCUUGUUCCUGACAGGUUCUACUUUAGUUUGGUACCAUUGUGCUUUAACUUGUGGCUUUGUGACACCUGUGUGGUGACAUCUGGCCUUCUGACAGCGCUGUGCUGUAGCUGACUGAUUUCUGACACGUUUUUCGGUAAAGCUGAAGGUCUUUGACGGUGUUGUGCUGCAAUCUUCUAUUUUUUGCACUAAUAUCGAGGUUUUCUCUUUGUGUCACACUUCGGCUCAGCCGGCUGCGCUGACAGCCUCCUCCCUACUCGUGGUUUUUAACAGGAUGUUUUCAGCACCUCUGUGACCAGCUUCAGCUCCAUCCAACAGACACGAUGAGGACGAUUCUGCUUCUGCUCUUGUUGAUGAGAUGCUGCCGGACGGCGACAGACGCUCGCGCCUCCGUGGUGGUGGAACCCAACCAGGCCCAGUUCUUUGAGUACCAGCAUUUCUCUCUGAGCUGUGAGCAGUUCGGCGCUGGUGGGUGGACGGUUUGGAGAUACACGACCAAAGGGUUGGUGCUGUCUCAGUGUGGCUCAGCCUGGGGCAGCCAGAAGUCUUCCACCUGCCACAUGGACGCUGUCAAGGCGUCCAACACUGGAGUCUACUGGUGUCAGUCUAAAUACAGAGACAGCAGCGACGGCGUCAACAUCACCAUCACUGAUAAAUCGGUGAUCCUGCAGAGUCCCGCCAUGCCGGUGACGGAGGGAGGAAACAUCACUCUGCGCUGCAUGACCAAGGAAAGGUCCGACCUGCAGGCUCAGUUCUAUCAGAACGGUGCCGUCAUUGGGUCCGGACCUGCGGGUCACAUGACCAUCCACCACGUUUCCAAGAACCAUGAAGGCGCCUACAAGUGUAGCAUCAAAGACCGUGGGGAGUCUCCACUGAGCUGGCUGCUGGUGGAAGAUGGUUCUGACUCGGCGUCCCUCACAGUGUCUCCGGACUCGUCCCAGAUGUUCGAGUAUCAGCACUUGUCUCUGAACUGUGGUGAGAAAAGCAGCUUCCAUGGAUGGACAGUCCACCGGUCCAAGACCUCGGUCAGCAACAUAAGCAGGUGUGGCGACUGGGGGGAUGUCAGCGCGUCGGGCUGCAGCCUCCCCACAACCAAGCAGAAAGACAGCGGCCUCUACUGGUGCGAGUCUCCUGCGAGGCGGCGGAGCAACUUGGUCAACCUCACGGUGCACGAUAAAUCGGUGAUCCUUGAGAGUCCCGUCCUCCCUGUGAUGAAGGGAGACAACGUGACUCUGCGCUGUCGGUCCCGGCACCCCACCAGCCUCCCAGCUGCUUUCUAUAAAGACGGCGCCCCCAUCAGGACCGAGCCUGCAGGUCACAUCACCCUCUACAGCGUCUCAAAGUCCGAUGAAGGCCUCUACAAGUGUCACAUCGGCAGUCUUGGCGAGUCUCCGUCCAGCCGGCUGUUGGUCAGAGGUCCAGAUGAAGCGGCUCCAGCGCCGGAGGCCCUGAGCGUUCUGAGGGUGAUCUGCUACAUGGUGGUGUGCUGUCCAUACGUCAUCUCCACCGUCCUCAUGGUGUCUCUGUACCGACGCAGGCCCUCAGAAUCUGAUGCCGCCCGAAGGAGAAACCUGCCUGUUUCCAUGGCGACGUCCUCACCCGGCGAGGAGGAUGAAGCACCGAGCGAGCAGUACGAUGAUGUCAUCGCUGCUGUCACCACCGAGCAUCACUUCUGAAGCAGCCUUUGACUCAGUCUGUGUUCUUCAGUCAAUAAAAUAGUUGUUUUUUAUGUCAAA
Molecule: messenger RNA, 1956 nt
Organism: Stegastes partitus (bicolor damselfish)
Lineage: Eukaryota; Metazoa; Chordata; Actinopteri; Pomacentridae
Product: Fc receptor-like protein 4
Exons: 10
Coding region: 544-1896 (450 amino acids)
Biological process (GO): cell surface receptor signaling pathway; immune response
Cellular component (GO): external side of plasma membrane
Molecular function (GO): transmembrane signaling receptor activity
Source: RefSeq, a predicted model, not a curated record